CCUUAUGUUAUUAAACAGAGACUCAGCGAGUGAAUCUAUCCAGAGCUGGAGCCUCCUUUGCGGCUUGGGAACACCAGGGGCACCGUGGCUCGAGAUCAUUUUGGCUAUGGCUGUAGAACCCAGCAGCUCAGGGUCCAUGAAAAGGAGAGUUGGAAGGAGAAUGAAGAAGAUGAGCAACAUUUAUGAGUCUGCUGCCAACACUCUGGGAAUCUUUAACAGCCCCUGCCUGACCAAAGUUGAGCUGCGUGUGGCCUGCAAAGGCAUUUCGGACAGAGAUGCCCUUUCCAAGCCAGACCCCUGUGUCAUCCUCAAGAUGCAGUCCCAUGGGCAGUGGUUCGAGGUUGACAGAACAGAGGUGAUUCGCACCUGCAUAAACCCGGUGUAUUCAAAACUGUUUACUGUGGACUUUUACUUUGAAGAGGUGCAGCGCCUGCGGUUUGAGGUCCACGACAUCAGCAGCAAUCACAACGGGCUGAAGGAGGCCGACUUCCUGGGCGGCAUGGAGUGCACACUUGGCCAGAUUGUUUCCCAGAGAAAGCUGUCCAAAUCCUUGUUGAAGCAUGGGAACACGGCUGGGAAAUCCUCCAUCACGGUGAUUGCUGAGGAAUUAUCUGGCAAUGAUGACUAUGUUGAACUUGCAUUCAAUGCCCGGAAAUUGGAUGAUAAGGAUUUCUUCAGUAAAUCUGACCCGUUUCUGGAAAUCUUUCGUAUGAAUGAUGAUGCAACUCAGCAGCUCGUGCACCGAACUGAGGUGGUGAUGAAUAACUUAAGCCCAGCCUGGAAAUCAUUUAAAGUAUCCGUAAAUUCUCUAUGCAGUGGAGAUCCAGACCGCCGGCUGAAGUGCAUAGUAUGGGACUGGGAUUCCAACGGCAAACAUGACUUCAUUGGAGAAUUCACCUCGACAUUUAAGGAGAUGAGAGGAGCGAUGGAAGGGAAGCAGGUGCAGUGGGAGUGUAUCAACCCCAAGUACAAAGCCAAGAAGAAGAAUUACAAGAAUUCAGGCAUUGUGAUUUUGAAUCAAUGCAAGAUCCACAAGAUGCAUUCUUUCUUGGACUACAUCAUGGGUGGCUGCCAAAUCCAGUUUACAGUAGCUAUAGAUUUCACUGCCUCAAACGGGGACCCCAGGAACAGCUGUUCCCUGCACUACAUCCACCCUUACCAACCCAACGAGUACCUGAAGGCCUUGGUGGCUGUGGGGGAGAUUUGCCAAGACUAUGACAGGUACGAGACUUGCAGUAGGCUCAGGCCUUAUCAUCUUUCUAUGGGUUCCAGUCAUCCCCGGCUAAUCCUUGACAGAGAAUGGAAAAUAAGUCUAGCAACUCAUCAUGCAGAGGCUCAUGUCUCUCAUGACUUCGCAAUCAACUUUAAUGAAGACAACCCAGAAUGCGCAGGAAUUCAAGGAGUUGUGGAAGCCUAUCAGAGCUGCCUUCCUAAGCUCCAACUUUAUGGCCCCACCAACAUUGCCCCCAUCAUUCAGAAGGUUGCCAAGUCAGCAUCAGAGGAGACUAAUACCAAGGAAGCAUCGCAAUACUUCAUCCUGUUGAUCCUGACCGAUGGCGUCAUCACAGACAUGGCCGACACCCGGGAGGCCAUCGUCCACGCCUCCCACCUCCCCAUGUCAGUCAUCAUCGUGGGAGUGGGCAAUGCUGACUUCAGUGACAUGCAGAUGCUGGAUGGUGACGACGGGAUUCUGAGGUCGCCCAAGGGAGAGCCUGUCCUUCGAGACAUUGUCCAGUUUGUGCCCUUCAGGAACUUCAAACACGCAUCUCCAGCUGCCCUGGCAAAGAGCGUGUUGGCUGAAGUCCCAAACCAAGUCGUGGACUAUUACAAUGGCAAAGGGAUUAAGCCGAAGUGUUCCUCAGAGAUGUAUGAGUCUUCCAGGACACUAGCACCGUGAACCCCACGCACUUUUACAGAGUUCUGAAAUACUAUCCCUGCUAAUAUUUAAUACUUCUACUACUCCAGUACUUAAAAGAAAACACACAUACGCAUUUAAAAAUAGCACGUUUUGGUGAUUUUUAACUAACUGACAAUUUUUUUGCAUGUGUAGCCCUAAGGCCUGGACCUGUUAAGCCCUUGUAUUGUUAAAGACUUUUUACAAAGAAACACAAAUAAUUACAACAUACUCUUGAUAGCAUGUCGCCUUGAAAUAAAAUGGUAUCUGUAUCCAUUUUUUUAUACAGGUUUGUUGAAAUUUUGCUAAAUUUCUUAUUAUCUUUACACUGUAAAGCAUUUUGAAACAUUUAUUGGAUGUUGAUAGCCAAAAUAUACUUGGUUUUAUCUGCUGCAGGGUGAGAGACUUUUCAAAAUGGCAGAUGCAUGGACUGUAUUUUGCAUGUUUAAAAUAAAAAAAAAACCCACCCACACUGUUUUUGCAGUUGUUAUCUAUAAUUCAUCCCUGCUGAGAGUGGUUUCUCUAUUGAAGAAGAGGUUUACCCACCUAGAGGUAGUCUUCUUGACGUGGGCCUGGGGCACUUAGCCCAGCACCUCUCAGACAUUACUGUGUACGCAAAUCACCUGAGGCUCUUGCUAAAAUGCAGAUUGUGAUGCAAUAGGUCUGUAUGGGACCAAGCUUCGACAGCUCUGACAAGGUCCCAGGGGAUGCAAAGCUGUCCUCAGACCACACUAAGAGUACUGAGGUUCUAGACUUUAGGGUGUAAUCGUAGAGACCUUCCGAAACAGGGCAGCACGUAGUCCGCUAGAGAAUGGCGCCUCCUCCCCGCCAGUAGCACAAAGGUCCCGCCUGUCUCCAAAGUGGGAGUAGAAAGUGAUGAGACUGAUGCCAGAAUCGGCCCACCCCAAAUCAGUCUCACUGCUUUACAGUCGCACCACUCCCUUCAACAGAUAAGGGAGUGCUCUUCCUGACUGGCCCCUGCCUUCUUACAGGCGGCAUCUCACACCUUGCAUGAAUGGUUCCAUGCCUAUGUCAUUCCCUAGGAAUGACCUCUGAAACUCUUCAAUAGAACCACAACAGUGGAGACGUCCAUGGCCAAUGGCUAUGCAGUGUGGCUCCCCAGAAAUGUGGCCCACCACGUUGGUUUUUAAGCUUAGAGUGGGGCUUCCUUUUGCCUCUUUUUAUCACUCCGAGAGCAAACUCUAUGAGCAGGAAUGCCUGGAAUCAUUGUUUUAGGUAAAGGUGUUUUGUUUCAAUAUAAAUUGGCCAGUCUUCAAAUGGAAGAAUGAAUGUUUUACGUGUAUAAUCUUCUCACAGAAAAAUGGACAAGUGUUUGCAGGCAUAACAGGCACAAGAUGGAACUUAUUUUUUGGUCAGAGGGAUGGGGAAAUAAAUCACAGGGCAAAAUAGAUCUGCUUGUUGUUUGUUGGGGGCGGAGGGAGUAUUAACAAGCAAAUCAAAUGCCUUGCAUAAUUUCCAGUGUUAUAAUUAUAGAUCCUAACCUUGCAAAUACAUGUCAGCCAAAUGCACAACAUUUUGGGAAUGAUGGUAAAAAUGUAUGACUGAAAAAAAUCAUAAAUAUUUAAACUGUAUUGUUUUAUGAAUAAAUUGGGUA
Messenger RNA from Hipposideros armiger (great roundleaf bat), 3509 nucleotides. RefSeq names its product copine 4 (gene CPNE4). Gene Ontology annotation, cellular component: plasma membrane. The record is from RefSeq and is a predicted model, not a curated record. Gene Ontology annotation, molecular function: calcium-dependent phospholipid binding. Bases 5 to 1897 code for a protein of 630 amino acids. The transcript is spliced from 18 exons. Gene Ontology annotation, biological process: cellular response to calcium ion. NCBI's taxonomy places the organism in Eukaryota, Metazoa, Chordata, Mammalia, Chiroptera, Hipposideridae.